CGCGCCAGUCGCACGUCCGCGCCGCUGCCUCCCGAGCGCUCGCCCUGCGCCCAGCGACCGCCACCGCCGCGCCUCUACCGCGCCGGCACAACAAACUUCAGCACCGUGCCCUUGUUAUAUUAUGUGCUUCUAAUUGUUCACCACGACGAGGACGCACGCAAGGAUCGCACUGACAACAAAUUAAAGGCGUGAAUAAUUAAAAAAAAGUCUCUCUUAGAGACCUCAGAGUAAAACGGAAAGAAGAAGGUCCGUCCAUAAAUAAGCGGCGACGGUCAAAUAAUGUGGUCGGGCAUGCGCCCAGCGGGUGCAGUCACCGGGUUGUGUACUUAGUAGCAGGAGAUGCCCGUGUGGUGGGGACCGCGGGCGGUCAGCAUGCGCGUGUGCUGCGUGACGACGGUGCUCGCGGCGCUGGCGCUGCGCUCCGCGGCCGAGCCGGCGCCGCGCCGCUACCCCGCCGAGUGGCACAGCGGCCGCGAGCUGGCGCGCGCCCGCCCCCUCCAGGAGCUGUUCGAGGCCGAGCACGCGCCGCCGCCGCUGCCGCCCGGCGCGCUGCACAACGAGCGCCGUCGCACGCGCACCAACAAGCGAGCCAUGCACCAGCUGCCCUCAGAGAUAGCCAGCCAGAUGAUGUUGCGAGCUUCGCGCUCCAACCGACCCUACGAUGUGCCCCAAAUUGAAUGUCCACCGGCUGCGGAUGGCAUGGAGCGGUUCGCGUGCCCGACACCUGACCGACAAGGGCGCUACCGCUGCAUUGACGACCAUGUGUUGUGUGACGGCUUCAUCGACUGCCCCAGUGGCGAGGAUGAGGACCGACAGGCUUGCAUGUUCUACAAAACGACGAAAGCCCACCUAGAUGUCCUGGCCGACGCGCUACUGCGGUGGGCGCGCGGCCGCUAAGGACCGACCCCUCCCGGACCCUGACCCUUUAGUGCUCUAAUACUCCGCCAGUGCUACACGGACCUCAUGUAAAAUAUACGAUCGAUUGGCCCCGUGCUUAAAUGCGAUCAGUGAAAGCUGCGAACUCCUAGAAAUAGUAUUCGGGCGCAACCAGUCAUAACUCGUACAUGCGUUGAACGUAAUGAAACAUAUCAAGUAGUGGUGCAGCCUAUGCCAAAACAUGACCACUUAAAGUGUAGUGUAAGGUUUCCGACUGCGACAAUCGAGACAACAGAACACGCCGCGCUGGCCCGCCCAGUGAACGAAGGAAAGCAGUGAUACGAUCUGGUUUCGUCCCAAUUAAACUUCUCCGCAGCUGAUUUAUUUUCCAUGUAUUUCAUACCUUCUAGCACUUAUUAAACUAAAAUGUGAGACUGGUAGUCAACAUUGUUAGACAGUAGAACAUAUACAUAAAAUUUUAGAAUAGUUCUUCAUUUGGCAAAACGUAAAUGUUUGUCGAUUUGUUAAAAUAUGUAUUCACUUUAUGUAAUUACUCUACAUUAAGUUAUGACAUUCCUUAUUAUAAUGAGGGUUGUAAAGUAAAUAAGAGAAAUUUAAAAAUGUGUUGUAUAUAGAUAGAUACCAAAUGAAUUAUUUUAUAUUUGUUUAAUUAGUCGGCCUAUAAUAUGCGAUCGACGACUGCUCCGACGAGUCCGCACUGGAACUUGGUGAUCAGCCGUCGUUGGCACUCUUGUCCAUUAUUUUUUCUGAUUUAUCAAUAACUUUGUACUUAAGUAUAUUACUUUCAAAAGACAAUUAUUAAGAUGUGAGAGCAUUAAGUAUUUUAACAUAAAUUGAUCUCGACUAGAGGCAGCUAUAUUAUGUAAUAUUAUAAAAUAAUCUAUUUAUUUAAAGAUGCAUUUAUUUGGUUAGUUUUUAAUUAUAUAGGUAUUAAUUUUUGUAUGAUUUACUGAUAUGUUCAAUACGGCUAGAAUAAAGUUAGUAUUUUUGACUGAAAAAUUGUUAAUGUCCUUUGCCGAUCUAGUCUGGGGAACUUGUUACACAUUCCGUAAAUACUUCUAGUCACAGCUCAGUCCCUAUUUACUUACUUUUUUAAUAAGUUAUACAUAAUAUUAUGUUUCUUCAUAUUUAGGCUAGUUCAUUUUAUGAAUAUCCAAUCAGGAAAAAUAAAGCUUAGUGCCUGUAACAUCAAAAAUUCAUUGACAUAUUACAGUUUCAGAAUGGUAUAGGUCACAUAUAAUCUUAUCAAAACCAACAAAAUAUUAACUGAACAGUAACAAAAACACACUGUACCAAAUAUUUUACCAACAAAAAAAAAACACGACGUGUCUACAUAUGUAUACGUACCGUGAAGCUACAAGCUACCUAGAGUAGGUAUACGUACGUUUAUUUCAUCGAACAAGCCAUUAUCUAAUUAGUUACUUAUUUCUUGCGAAAAUAUAUAAUUAAAUGUUCACAUCCACUAUAAUUAAGUAUAAGAACGUUAUUCUACGUGACGUAGGUAAGUGAACUAUGGUAGUUAUUGUUUAGAUUCUUAAAGUAUAACAUUUAAUUCGUAGAUAUAGUUAAUGGAAACAACAUUUAAAUUAUUAAAAAAUAUAUACUCAGUAGGGAAGUUUGAGGUAGUGUCGUUUGGUAGUAAGUAGUCAAUGCACCAAUUAACAGUCGAGAUUUAUUUCUAGCACCCCAAUCAGUGUGUAGCUAGUCACUAAAAUAAUUAGUUUUGGUCGUAGUAUUUUAAGAUAUUCAAAUAUUACAUUAUAUUUCUAAGCCAAAUGUAGUAAAGUGAAAUUAUAAUAGCUAUAUUGUAGUUUUAAUAAGUGGAUGUGACACACAGAAGAGAUAGGUCGUAUGUGAGACUUGGGAGGCACAUCGAAGCAACCUUCUUUAUACUAAAGUAAAUUCCAAAUUACAAUAAUAAUUCUGGAUACGUCAAAAUUUGAAUAAACACCGCCAUAGUCUGUUAGAACGUAAGUUCUUGAGCCAGCAGACUCGGCGGUAUUUAUAUUAAUGAAACAAAACAUUUACGCAAAACUGAGUUCAGUACGUAAACUAUACAUAUUUAGGUAUCUGCUUUGAUGUUAAUCUCACUUAAGACUUAUCGCUAUUAAAUAUUUUACAUACUUUUAUUACAGAGAGAUAUUAAUCAAAAGUUUUUUGUACACGUGUGAAGCAAAUUGGUUUUGUUUACCAGCCUUUGCCACAAAUAGGUGAAGGCUACCUAAAAUACGAGUCAUUAUAUCUAAAUUAAAAUUUUAAUGACCUGACUAGGAAGGUCGAUUAUUUAUACUUCGAGUUCCAUAAUACUACAGUCGAGUUACACAGUUUAUGAAAUUAAACUUUACGUAUACCUACUAAAGGUAAUGGGGUACAUUAGUUGUGUUUAUUUGAGUAAUUAGGUUCUAUUAUUCUUUCAUGGUAUAUUAUUAAAGGGCAAUUUAACUCAGCUACGUGCUGCUGAAUUAGAAAUUACUCCACUAAUAAUAAUAACAACUAAUUAAAGUGAAAGCUCUUUCGAAUUCGAGUAUAACGGUAACAGUUUUAUGUCAAUGAAUUUUGAAAUGCUUUUAGUUUUUUAAGUACGUACUACAAAUAGCAUAUACUAUACAUGAUCUCCUUAAUGGCAUUUAGCACUUUAUGUACCUACCUUUAUCUCAAUCGAAUUAGAUAUUAUAUGUUUACCCCAAGACUACUCGGCAAAUACUAAAUUAUGAUCAUAUUUGUAUUAGUAUUUAUUAUUUAAUUUGAACAUUUUUCAUUAAGACGGAAUUAAAUCUUUAAAAAUUAAUCUAACUGCACUAAAAUUUGCCUGUUUCGUAUGUGCACAGCAAUUUAUUGUGAUAUUUUAAAUACUUAUAGGUUAAGAUGCAAAUCAAGAUCUCGGGAAUAGACUAUGUACCUAUCAAUGUGAUUAAUAUUAAUUUAAUAUAUGUACUAAUUACUAUGUACGUAUGAUACCUAUGUCAGAGUUAUGUUGGUCUGUAUUAAAUACAGGCACGUCAUGGUUAGAUACUGUUUAAGCUUCGCACAUUCUAUAUAUGGAUAUCUUAUUUAUUGUAUGUCCUAUAGAUAAAGUUACCUUGCAACUAGUCAAACCUAUUGUUUUGAUCCAAAGUGUCUGUUAUUUAAGUUGGAAUGGUCCCAUUACUUUAGAAACAUUUUGCAAUUUUGGUCAAUUUUAUGAAUAUAUACCUGUAUGUGUAUGUAGAAUAAUGAAGAUGCUAAUUGUUGUCCAGUCCACUGUCUGUAUGUAGUGAUCGUGCCGGGGCCGCACGCGCCGCCGCGCUCGGCCCGGCCGCUUCUCGUUGUCACUGUGACCGCUCUUGUGUCUUCGCCAUUACUUCGACGCACCCCUCACCCACCUAUUUAUUGUAUUUAUAUCUAGUGAUUGUUGAAUAUAUGUAAGCACCUACUAUGAGCACAACUUGUCAUAUAAAUAUAAUAAACGCCUACUUAUAUCUAACAUUUACAAAUCGUUUCUAGACACUUUUAUACGAUUCGCAGUAUCUUGCGACUGAAACCGUACUUCUACAACUCUUUUGGAAAUGAAAGAUAGAACGCAGUUCAAAUUAGAUAUUACUGUAAUAUCUAUUUCUCAUAACGUACUUAUACCUACCUAAAGUAUCUCUACAACUCAAAUGGGGAAAAUACUUCAACGAUAUUUACUGUUGAAGAACGAUAUUUUUAGAUGUCACACUUGUAGUGGAUAAAUAUUACACAAAAAUCUUUGUUUGGUCAAUUAAUAUUUCACAAAACAUUUUCAUAGAAAUUUUGCUGAAUCAACCUUCGCGCAAGACGGAACUACCCAUCACUUUAUUAGCCGUUCUUCUUGAGGAAAAUCAAUUAUUAUUUGAAAAUGCAACUAUUUUUGUAGAUACAUAUUUAAUUGAUUACCACUAGAUAGAUAUUAACAUAUGUAUAUUUUCUCAUAGUGUUGUGUUCGCCAGAAGACAAACGAUUAACUAUCUCUGACCGCACAAACUGAAUCGUUGAUACUUUGUUGACUCACAAUAUACCGUAGACAGCAAUACACUGUCGGACUCUGUCAUACCAACUGACGGCCGAGAGGCAGAGAACGCUCGUGCUCACUCAGGCAGACCGCAUAGGUCAUUGUCAUCGCAUAGCUUGGAUGAAAAAUGGAAUAGCCUCCGAGAGAAUCCACCUACUCCCUGUCGAGUACGUACUCAGGAACAUCUAAGCGACCUAAACUUAUGAACGGCUUCACAUUGCUAAAUGUGAUGCUUGGUAAUCUUGCUGAACUUUCCCUGUCAUUCUCUCUGAGAAUAUUCCCACUUUUUCAGCCGUGUCAUGGAGUUGCCUAGACAUUUCGCAGGACAUGUAAGCAACUCAUAUGGCGAUAAUCUUAUAACGACUACGCUAUUUUGUAGGCGUAAUAUACUUUUGGACUAUUUAUUAUGUAUUGUUAAUUACUAUGUAUGUUGUAUUAAGAAAAAAAAUUGAAAAACAAAAAUAAAUGUUAAUAAAUGCCUCAGCCAGAUAA
Molecule: messenger RNA, 5398 nt
Organism: Spodoptera frugiperda (fall armyworm)
Lineage: Eukaryota; Metazoa; Arthropoda; Insecta; Lepidoptera; Noctuidae
Gene: jeb
Exons: 4
Coding region: 340-897 (185 amino acids)
Biological process (GO): positive regulation of MAPK cascade
Cellular component (GO): terminal bouton
Molecular function (GO): protein binding; transmembrane receptor protein tyrosine kinase activator activity
Source: RefSeq, a predicted model, not a curated record